AGGGGGUGGAGAGAGGAGCACUGAAAGCAGGGGAGAUACGACAAAACAACGCCCGCCAAAAAAAAUAAGAACCACAAGGUCCAUAUGGACAGGACUGAGAGGAACCAGGACUGUGCUUGGAGUUGUUCUGAGGGUCUACAGUGUAAACCCAGAGCUUACUCUCCACUGUCAGCAUUUCACUGCAGGAAUCAGGCUGUUAGCAGCGCCGUGUUCAAUAAUGUGAUGUUGUCUACUGUGUUAGCGUGUGAGGGGAGGAAAUGUUCACUCCAGCUCAAAAUCGCAGCAUCAGUGAAUGUUACUGGCGAUAUUCGUGGAGUUUCAGUGUGUGCCGACUCUGCAGGGAUGAUAGGACAUUGCCAGAUGUAUACCUUUGGUCAUGUUGGCAAAGGAAAAGCCACAGGAAAACAGGUUGAUGUGCAGUUUAAGUGUGUUCCUGUUAGACCUGGACAGCUUGUUUUUGUGACUCUCAAAACGAUUCCCAACUACUGUAAGGCUAUGUGGACACAAAGACACCUUGUUCCAGAAUGCAGUCACGAAGGUAUCAGAGAUGAAAUUACAGAGUGCAUCACUGGGAAGCUGGUGUUCACUGUAGAUAAAGCCAGGAAUAUGUUAACAGUGAAAGUAACUGAUGCUCCUGAGAACACAGAUUACAACCUCAGACUCUGCCAUAAACGCAAUGUCAUCUGUGCAGGGGAAGGGGCACACAGAACAAUAAAACCACAAUAUCUAGAUAGUAGCAUAACGCUUCAUUAUUCCAAACCAUUGCCCUGUUUGUGUAUUGAGGGUUGGCCUGCUAGAGUAGAUGCACCGAGAGUUCAAGUGUGUCCAUUUAAAAACAAUUUAGAAGAACUGUGGUCUGGGAUAACCUAUGACCUCAAUAAGGAAGAGUUGAUAUGGGAGCCGCUGUGUCCUGUCAAAGUGUCAGUUUCUCUGUGCCAUGCCGAUGGCGGGAAAAGCUGCCAAGACCUUGGAAAUGUUUUUCAUUCAGAGGGGCAAAAAGUGAUAUUCUCCUCCGUGGAUCCACACCCAAUGCUUAUUGGUGAAACAGAAUUUGCAAAUGCGCUCUGCAUCAUGGGUUUCUAUUUACGACAUGUUUUGCAGCAAUGA
Sinocyclocheilus grahami is the source of this 1107-nucleotide messenger RNA. Its product is annotated as putative interleukin-17 receptor E-like. The record is from RefSeq and is a predicted model, not a curated record. Bases 85 to 1107 code for a protein of 340 amino acids. Lineage: Eukaryota; Metazoa; Chordata; Actinopteri; Cypriniformes; Cyprinidae. The transcript is spliced from 12 exons. Gene Ontology annotation, molecular function: interleukin-17 receptor activity.